GAAGUCAUGUGACCGCUGUGAGUGUAACAUGUCAGCGCCCUGGCGGAGAGGAGAGGGGCUUCUCCUGUCACAUCCGUGUCCUCGAUAUUUACCGGCACGGUACAGGAGCGGCCACCGGGGCCGGGCGCUGCAGUUCGCGCUGCUGGUACAUUGCUGGCUUCAUGUUAGCGCCAGGACCUCCAUGGAGGAUGACCUGCUGCAGCCCUAUGAUGUCUCUUCUAAGCAUGGACCUAGCCGAAGUAAUCGGGAGACCAGGAGCUGCCUGCCUCUCACUCAUGGGAACACAACACAUGAAGUGUGGCCCAGUAACAAUGACUCCAUACACCCAGUGGCCACCACCAGAAUGUUCAUAUCCAUCCUCGGUGAUGAGGUGAAGAAGACUGUUCGUGGUCACUUCACUUUUGUCAAUAAUCCUUUAAGGACUUUGUCAGUGUUGGAGCCCGGUCAGCCCGGGGCUUGUGGUAGAAACAUAACCGAAACAGUAGAAGACACUGUCAAAUAUGGGAAAUGCAUAGUAGCCCAAAACGGAGGAUUUUUUAAUACUGAAACUAAGCAGUGUCUUGGCAACAUUGUGAGUAAUGGCAGAUUGGUGCAGAAUUCCAGAGGGAUUCAAAAUGCACAGUUUGGCAUCAAGGCAGAUGGUACCAUGGUGUUUGGCUAUUUAUCAGAGGAGGAGGUGCUGAGCACAGAGAACCCCUUUGUGCAGCUGGUGAGUGGAGUCGUGUGGCUGCUACGCAAUGGUAAAGUGUACAUCGAAGAGAGCAAGAAAGUAGAAUGUGAAGAUACUCAAAAUACUGGUAGGUUUGACCAUUUUGUGAAUGUGAUCUCUGCUAGGACAGCCAUUGGUCAUGAUAAAGAUGGCCAACUUAUUCUUUUCCAUGUAGAUGGCCAGACUAAAGACAGAGGCAUGAACUUGUGGGAAGUAGCAGAUUUUCUAAGGAAACAAGGAGUUGUUAAUGCUAUAAACCUGGAUGGUGGAGGAUCAGCUACUCUGGUUGUUAAUGGCACACUUGCUAGCUAUCCAUCUGAUCAUUGUGUGUUUGAUCCAAUGUGGCGUUGCCCUCGGAGUGUGUCUACAAUUGUUUGUGUCCAUGAACCCUUAUGUAAUCCCCCAGACUGUGGAAGCCAUGGAAAGUGUGUCGCAGGAGAGUGUCACUGUACAGGCUAUUGGAUGGGGAGCUCCUGUGAAGUUUUAAGCUGCGGACCUUCGAACUGCAGCGCUCAUGGGACCUGCACCCCAGGUGGAUGUGUUUGUGACGUGGGCUGGAUGGACAGUAACUGCAGCAGUGCUUGUAGCCAUGGAUACUAUGGAGAUGGAUGUACCAGUGUGUGUCGUUGCCAGAACAAUGGGACAUGUGACCAUAUUAAUGGUACUUGUAAAUGCCCAGCAGGAUUCACAGGAUUGUACUGUGAAGAAGUUUGCCCAUUUGGCUAUUAUGGUUUAGGAUGCCAAGAUGUUUGCCAAUGUGAAAAACAGUGCUACUGCCAUCCUGCAACAGGGAGCUGCAACUUUUCCAAGAAGCUUAGGACAGUUGCGCUUUUAUCAAAAGUCGGCUCCUGCAUGGAAUCUGUGUUAUACUCAUCCUGGUGGGAAGCUGUACCCUCUGAUGCCAAAGUAACUUACCUUGCUGAGCACAUCUGGGUAGGAUUAAGCUGUACCCUUCUGGGGCUACUUGUGAUUAGUAUUGUCUUCAACAUUAGACAGGUCUGGUCCUGCAGACGAAACAGUAAGGACUGGACUUAUUCCUACCAACAACUUCGAGAAAUGAAUGGAAAUGUGGAUGUCCCAGAUAUGUAUGAGACCUGCGACUUGUAUCACCCAGAUAUCGAUGUGGAUAUGUCACAUAAUGAAAUGGGGAGUGGAAGGUCAGGGUAAAUCUGGCUGGAAUCAGUCAGCUCCACUUAUGCAUGCUGUGCUCCGCAGCAGUCUAGUGCCUUGCACGCACCCAAUAAUUUGGGUGUAAAACUUGAAGGAAAUUAAUAAGUACAUUCACUGCAAUGUAUAGUAUUCCAAAAAGGUAUUCUUGAAUUUUUUUAAAUGUGCAAUAUUUCCAAUGCCUUAUUUUAUUGAAUGGAAUGUGCUUUCAUUUUUCAACGCUGGGUUUUGUGCUUUUUAACAGCUUUCUUGUUUAUAUAUGUAAAAUUGCCAAAUUUUUUAUCGGAAGCUAUGGAUACUUCCCACUAGUAACUUUAUGUAAUGGUUGAGGGUAGUCCAGGUACUGUACAUAUUUAAUAAGCUUGUGAAACAAAUACUUUGAACGUAAAUUUAGCCAAAUGCAUAAAAGCAGUCUUACAGGAGCAAAAUGGGGUUUCAUCGUUCAAGUCUAGAGUACAAAAAAGUUUAUCCUUCAUUUCCUAUAUAUACAAAAUGUCUAAACAGGAGCCGUAUUUCUGUGACCAUAAUGGCAAUCCACGUAAACACAAAAUCAUAGGAACACAUACAUAAAAUAUUAUUAUUAUAGGUUAAGUUUAAAGUGUAUGGAAUCUGUCAUGUCUUCCAACAUAUACAGGAAAACAUAAGUUCACUUCUGAAUACCAUUUUAUCCCCUAUGGAUGGGUGUGAUCUACUUAAAGCUGGACUACAUGAGGUCACAAUGCUCAUUCAGCUAUCUAUCACGAUUCUCUGCUUAAGAAAUGAAGGACCUUCAUAAAUAUAUUGCAUUACUUAGUAUUAUAGUGUGGAGCAGCAUGCAAACAGUU
Hyla sarda is the source of this 2700-nucleotide messenger RNA. RefSeq names its product N-acetylglucosamine-1-phosphodiester alpha-N-acetylglucosaminidase (gene NAGPA). Lineage: Eukaryota; Metazoa; Chordata; Amphibia; Anura; Hylidae. The record is from RefSeq and is a predicted model, not a curated record. Bases 29 to 1876 code for a protein of 615 amino acids. The transcript has 11 exons.